AUGCCGUCAAGUUUAAGGACUACUGGGAUCUGCAUAGUUGUGGCAGCCUCCACUGACCAAGGCUGGGCUCAAGUCAGGGCUACUGGAGACGAUGGCUCAUGUGGCGUCGGGCUAUGGGGUUGUACCGCUCUUCUUGGAGGCGACAGGAGGGCAGGCGAUGACUGGGCCAGUGGCUUGAACUGCUGUAUACUGUCAAUUGGAACCCUAUGUGCUAAUAUAACCAUAUUCAGUGAAAAAGUUGAGAUCAAGAAGCCAUAUAUUAUUCUUGAAGGAGACCGCGAUCAGCAAACUGUGAUUCAAUAUGGAGAUGGCGGAAAUGUUGUUACCAGUCCAACAUUUAAGUUGAAUGCGGAUAAUUUUGUGGCACGAUAUAUUGUAUUCAAGAAUACCUAUGAUAAUCUUCCUUCUAAAUUAGACGCCAGCGGGGUCAACACUACUUGGGCACCUGCAGCUGCAAUUAACGGAGACAGAGCAAGUUUUUACCAUUGCAGCUUCAGUAGCUUGCAGGACACAUUGACUGAUGCCAAAGGUCGUCAUUACUUCUAUGACUGCAAAAUUUCCGGCGCCAUAGACUUCAUUUGGGGAAAUGCACAAUCAAUUUACGAGAAUUGCCAGAUCAAUUCAUUGGCAUCAAAAAUAGCUCCACGGGUAGGUUUUAUUACAGCACAGGCUCGUGAAAGUCCAGAGGAAAAUACUGGUUUUGUAUUCAAAAAUUGUCAUGUGACUGGAUCUGGCCCUAUGUAUCUAGGAAGAGCUCAUACAAACCACGCAAGAGUAUUGUUUGCUGGGACAACAAUGGACAAUGUUAUUAGGGCAGAAGGUUGGGACGGGGCACGGUUUAAGGGCUCCGAGAAUUUAAUCUCCUUCUCGGAGGCCAAUUGCAGGGGACCUGGAGCAAACAUGUCGAAACGUGUAAAGUGGGAGAAGAAACUAUCAGAUCAAGAAGUGCUCUUGGCUGUGUAUGCUUUUUCAUCUAUCUCAAGCAGCGGCGCAGACGUUGGUGAAGGGUGCUCGGCUAUCGGCGACGAGAAGGCGUUUAGUGACCAGAUAGUGGCGGCGGCAGGCCAUGGAUCGUAUGGCACUGGUCUUUUCUCUGAGGCGUGUGGCUAG
Messenger RNA from Rosa chinensis, 1110 nucleotides. Its product is annotated as probable pectinesterase 29. NCBI's taxonomy places the organism in Eukaryota, Viridiplantae, Streptophyta, Magnoliopsida, Rosales, Rosaceae. The transcript is spliced from 6 exons. Gene Ontology annotation, biological process: cell wall modification. The record is from RefSeq and is a predicted model, not a curated record. Bases 1 to 1110 code for a protein of 369 amino acids. Gene Ontology annotation, molecular function: pectinesterase activity.